UACUUGCUCGAAAGACAAAUCAACGAUCGAUACAAACUUCAUUAUUAGUCACUCGAUGUUAUCGUAUUAAGGACUAUACAUGCACUGAGCCAGACAAAUAUCAGAAGGUCUUAGAUCACCCAGUACACAUGAAUAUUGGUGAAGCAUCAACAAUUGAGGAAAUACCAAAUCGCAAUGCACUUCCACUAACAUGGUUCCGCUUCAGUCCAAGAUCACACUUUCAAAUGAUAGCAGACAAAAACUUAGAGCAUCCAGAUUUCAUAGGCGUACUCAUCAACAUGAAAGAUCGAAAAAAAAAGACAAAGAACCAUUCAUGCUUAUGACUUUAACAGAUGAAAAUGCGGAGGAGAUUACCAUACUCUUAUGGAAGGAAUGCAUAGAUUCGCCAGACAAAUUCAAUCGAAAUGCCCUUACAUCAAACUCUAACACAGUGGUACUAGCUUUCACCAAUCUCAAAUCCACUAUGUACAAUGGAAAAUUAACAUUGACAAGCACCAGCGCAACACACAUGUACGUCAAUCCCAAUUUACCAGAAACGGACACACUCAUUACAAGAUUUGGUACCCAAUUUCACUCAAAAUCAUCACCAAAUGUGAUAAAUACUACAUUACAACGCUUAAAGAGCUCAGAUUUCUCUCAAUUAAUGGACAAUGUAUAUGUUUUAAAGACCAUACUAUCUGAUUUCACAUUCAAAGAUGUAUGGUACCACGUUACAUGUACCACAUGUGGUAAAUCAACACACAAAAAAGGUGAUGGAUGGUUUUGUGUUUCCCAUGGGCCCAUAAAUGAACCAAAACUUUUAUAUAAAAUCUCAGCAGUACUCACAGACAAUACAGAUACCACAACAGUUUUCAUGUCUAAUGAAGCAACCUGUACUCUGCUAAAUGCGACUGCACAAGAAAUCAUAGACGGCUUUCCCAGUCAAGAUAGAAAAACUUUACCUGAACCACUCGAACGUUGUAAAGGGUUGACAAAGAAUGUCUAUGUAGAAUGCACAAAACUUUCUUCCACUAGAAAUAUCCGUUUCACAGUCACCACAAUCAGUGACAUAAAAACACCACAACCAACAAUCUUAUCAACACAAAAAACACAAACUACACGUUCAACACCAAUGGAACAACAAACCACAACAACUAUGGAGUCCCUCACCCCUACUAAAUCACGUGAAACUGGAAAACGCCUCCAAAUGGAAGAUACAGAUACACCAAAAAAACCACGUCCCAAACAAGAGAAAUACAGAAACCACGGCGAAGCAGACGAAGGAACACAUGCCAAAAAGCAAUGAAACUAUUUGAU
Messenger RNA from Lactuca sativa (garden lettuce), 1296 nucleotides. NCBI's taxonomy places the organism in Eukaryota, Viridiplantae, Streptophyta, Magnoliopsida, Asterales, Asteraceae. The record is from RefSeq and is a predicted model, not a curated record.